UGUGGCUGCCUGCAGGCAGCUGGACUGUCUGCAGGAGGCAAAGGAGCGGAUAUUGCCGUUUGAAACAAAGGAACGGCAACAACCUGUGGAGGAGGCACAGAGAGAAUCGGGGCAGGCAAAGAAACAGGUUGCUGAUCCCCGGACAAGUGACGAUGCAGCGGAUGUCGUCGGCGAUACACAACAAGAGUAGUGGUGUUGCAAACAGAAGCUGAACUUGUACCUAGCAACGAAGGUGGAAAAUGGGAACAAUGGAAACCAGAGAGUCUUUUCGCAAGCGAGACCGUGGAGGAGAUGGGGAUGGUGAGGAGGACCGCACCUGUCUACGGCCAAGCACAGACAAAGAUGAGAGGGGGGUGCAUCGGGCAAGAUUUUGGAGCAAAGGACGUGGGCGUUGGAGAGAUUGUGAUGUUCUUUGCAUUGGAGAUGCAGGACAGGAAGUUGUAGCAGUAAAAACUAAAGUAGGGGGAAUUACCGUUAGGGAUGUUAUACUGAAAACUGCAGCAGUGGAAACCGCAGCACUAGAAACUGCAGCAGCGGAAACUGAAGCAAUGGAAACUGCAGCAGUGGAAACUGGAGCAAUGGAAACUGCAGCAGUGGAAACCGCAACAGUGGACACUGCAGCAGUGGAAACUGGAGCAGUGGAAACCGCAAUAGUGGACCCUGCAGCAGUGGAAACUGCAGGAGUGGAGACUGCAGCAGUGGAAACUGCUGUAGCAGCAGAUGAGCAAGCAGGGGCAGGACGAAAGCAUCGUGGCGGCGAAGAAGAAAUUUGAUGAUACAAGGACCAUCGCAGCACGCGUCGGAACCACUGAGAGAGACGCGUCACAUGCGUAGGAUGGCGACGUUGGUGGGAGCGCAUGUAGCAGGUCCACCCCUUAGCAAGGGUUGGUGGGGAAUGCCCAUGCGAAAGCAUACGACGAGUAAGUGUUGUUGCCGCAGUUCGAAAGUCCUGCCAAUUGUUACAGAUUUGUUCAAAUCUGGUCAAUUGCCCAGUGAACACACCAGCCGGUUGAUGGGAAGGGAUGUUGGAGGUCACACUUGGAUAACGAAUGACAGGGAAGUCCCAAGCAGCCGCUUUAUCAAAGACGCUCAUGAGAAGCGAGCCCUCGGAACGGACCGUAGAUGCAUACCUAAAAAGGUACAGGAGCCAUCUGUAGCUGUAAUCUCCUUCCACUCAAGCCCAUAGUGCUCUCGUGGAGGAGGUAAUUGUCCCCAUGACAGAACAUCAUCAAUGAGGCAAUAGGUGAAGGCAUAUUGUUGAGCAGCUUGAAGAUCAUGUUGACAAAUGUCAUCAACAAAGCGUGCUUCAUCCCAAUACAGCAUCAGAUUAGAAAUUUCUGGGCCAGCAUUAGUUCCCAUUGGAAUACCGAUAAUUUGUUUCCGAAGCGUGCCAUCUCUAGUGUAUAGAAAAGUGUUUUCUAGUAAAUUUGUACAACAAAG
Molecule: messenger RNA, 1440 nt
Organism: Chara braunii
Lineage: Eukaryota; Viridiplantae; Streptophyta; Charophyceae; Charales; Characeae
Source: the annotation of a GenBank genome assembly